Messenger RNA from Triticum turgidum subsp. durum (durum wheat), 813 nucleotides. Lineage: Eukaryota; Viridiplantae; Streptophyta; Magnoliopsida; Poales; Poaceae. The record is from the annotation of a GenBank genome assembly.
AUGAAGAGCCUAGAUGAUUUUACUGCAACGGUACUAAAAGGAUAUCUCGAGGCUUUGACUGCUGCUUUAUGUAUGAACAUUUAUGUGGUAGGGCUGAAUCAGCUAUAUGACAUUCAGAUUGACAAGAUCAACAAGCCAGGUCUUCCAUUGGCAACUGGGGAAUUUUCAGUAGCAACUGGAGUAUGUUUAGUAGUCACAUUCCUGAUCAUGAGCUUUAGCAUCGGAAUACGUUCCGGAUCCGUGCCACUGAUGUGUGCUUUAGUUGUCAGCUUCCUUCUUGGAAGUGCAUACUCCAUUGAGGCUCCGUUGCUCCGGUGGAAACGGCAUGCGCUCCUCGCUGCAUCCUGUAUCCUAUUUGUGAGGGCUAUAUUGGUCCAGUUGGCUUUCUUUGCACAUAUGCAGCAACAUGUUCUGAAAAGGCCCUUGGCAGCAACAAAAUCACUGGUGUUUGCAACAUUGUUCAUGUGUUGCUUCUCUGCCGUCAUAGCUCUAUUCAAGGAUAUUCCUGAUGUUGAUGGAGACCGAGAUUUUGGCAUCCAAUCCUUGAGUGUGAGAUUGGGGCCACAAAGAGUGUAUCAGCUCUGCAUAAGCAUACUGUUAACAGCCUAUGGGGCUGCCACUGUAGUAGGAGCUUCAUCCACACACCUACUUCAAAAGAUCAUCACUGUGUCUGGCCAUGGCCUGCUUGCUGUGACACUUUGGCAGAGAGCGCGGCACCUUGAGGUUGAAAACCAAGCGCGUGUCACAUCAUUUUACAUGUUCAUUUGGAAGCUAUUCUAUGCAGAGUAUUUCCUUAUACCGUUUGUGCAGUAA